CUGGCUUUCCGCAGGAGGGAGGGCGCGCGGGCACGUGUGUGUGUGUGUGAAGGCAGUGCGCGCGCGAGAGCAGAUGCAGGACGCGCGAGGCGGAGGCGGCGGCGAAGGAAAAGAGGGCUGCUGCUGCUGCUGCGGCGGCGGCAGAGAAGCGAAGCGGGGCUCGGAGAUGGAGCACUAACUGAGUCUGGUGAGGUGCCGCCAAAGUAUUGAGAAGUGAGCACACAUUCUGUAUUGAGCAAAGGACUGAAGAUUUCCCUCUUUCACUUCCUGGAUUUUCCUGCUGUGAAGUAAUAUGUGUUGAAGAUUUCAUUCCCCAAUCUAUCUACCUCAUUUUACACAGUUUUGUCAGACAUGGCUGGGGAGCUCUCUUUAUUGUUUCUUUUGUUGCUCUGUGGGAGAACAAUUUCUGAAGUGCAGCCUUUACACCAACCGCCUUCUGAUGCUCUGGAUUUUGGGUUUGUUCCUGCAAAGACAUAUGAUACCAGUGCAUACCAUGAACCUGGAGCAAUAGGAAUUUUGUUCCGAAUUGUCCAUGCUUUUCUCUAUUUAGUGCAACCAAACUAUUUUCCUCAAGAUCUUAUUAAAAAACUGGCACAGCAAUCAUUUGGAAGUAAGCCAGGUGAUUACCAAAAGCCAGAAAAUGUUGUCCUGACUUUGCAGGCCGUUUACUAUGAAAUUGGUUUUAUAGUCUGUUCUGCUGUGGGGAUACUGUUUGUUCUGUUGCUGCCUCUAGUGGGGCUCUGCUUCUGCAUGUGCCGCUGCUGUGACAACUGUGGUGGGGAAAUGCACCAGAGACAGAAGAAAAAUGCAGACUGCCAGAGGGGCUGCUUUGCUACCGUUCUUUUUGUUGCUACUUUAUUAAUCAGCGUUGGUGUGCUUUUUGCCUAUGUUGCUAACCAACACCUCACAAGUCAAGUCCGAGGAGCAAAGAAACUGAUGAACAGUAAUUUCAAAGACCUGAGGACUUUUCUAACUGAUACUCCUGCGCAAAUUGAUUAUUUGGUGAGUCAGUAUAACACUACCAAGAAGAAAGCACUUUCUGAUCUUAACAAUGUUGGCCCAACACUUGGCAGUAGAGUCCAAGAACAGCUGGCAAGGGAAGUCCGCCCUGCACUUGAUGCAGCCCUGACCAUAGCAGGAGCUAUUAGAGAAACAAAGGAGGCGCUGGAGAAUGUAAGUGUUUCUGUGGAAGUCUUGCAGGAAGGAACUGAGAGGCUGCAUGGCAACCUGACAGAAGUUAAAGGACACCUGAUCAACACACUUAAUGAUUCUGCCUGCACAGCUGCUCAGGCUGCCUCAACUUGCAAUAUCAUCAGGAAUUCAUUAAAUCAGCUAGACAUCAAUGCCAACUUCAGCAAGUUGCCAGGAGUUAGCAGUCAGCUUGCCAAAGUUAAUGAAGUCCUUAAAAUAGACCUCUCCAGUCUGGUUCAAAAGGGUUAUGCAGCAUUUAACAAUACUCCAGAUUUAGUACUUGAUCAAACAAAGAACAUUUUGGCAGAUAUAAAAAAUAUUCUGGAAGCUGUUGGUUCAAAUAUCACAGCAUUUACUAAAAUGCUUCCCGUCCAGAAGGUACUGGCAGACUUCACAAUAUAUCUUACCCAGGGUGAGGCGUACGUUCAGGAUCAUUUUCCAUUAGUGGAGCAAUAUGAUUUCUACAGAUGGCUGGGUUGCUUAAUUCUCUGCUGUAUGGUGAUAUUGAUCCUUGUAUUUUACUAUCUGGGACUGCUAUGUGGUACCUGUGGUUAUGACAAAAAUGCUACUCCAACGACAAGAGGCUGCAUCUCGAACACUGGGGGAAAUUUCUUAAUGGCUGGAGUUGGAUUCAGCUUCCUCUUCUCUUGGGCUCUGAUGCUAAUUGUAAUGAUCACUUUUAUUACGGGUGGAAAUGUGGAGAAGCUUAUCUGUGAACCAUUUGAAGACAAGACUUUAUUCAAAAUUUUGGAUACUCCCUACUUGUUGAAUCGCCACUGGAAACACUAUCUCUCUGGCAUCAUUCUUAAAAAUCCAGAUAUUGACUUGACCUUUGAAAAAGUUUACAGUGACUGCAAAGAAAACAAAGGCAUUUAUCCCACACUUCAACUAGAAAACAUCUUCAAUAUCCAUGACAUUCUGAAUGUUAGCAUGUAUGCAGAAGAUGUAUCACUUAAAAUCAAGCAUAUUAAUGUAAAUCUGAGCAACAUAGUCUUGCUGGAUGAAAUUGGAAAGAAAAAUCUUUUGGAUUUUAGUGCUUCGGGAAUAAAUGAGAUAAACUUUGCAGCAUACCUGACAGAGAUCAAUAAGAGUGUUACCAAAGUGGAUCUCUUGUCCUUUGCUAACGAUUUAGAAGCAAGAGCAGAUCAACUGCCUAAAGGAGCACUGGAAAAUGCCUUGAAAGGACAUGCAAAUAAUAUCCGAAUGAUACAUAGUCAACAAGUGGUUCCAUUGGAGCAAGCAAUGAGCACUUUAAACCAGAGCAUAAGGUUACUCCAAAAACUCUCAUCAGAACUUUCGGGAAAGGUGAAAAAUGUGAUUGGAGCAGUUGAUUCUGCUCAACAUAUUAUAAACAAUAAUGCUUCAUCAGUUAUUGUUCAGGAAACAAAGAAGUACAUGAAUACUAUAAUAGGUUACUUUCAGCAAUAUGCAGAAUGGGUGAAGGAAUCGAUUACCAUGGAAGUGGCGACAUGUAAGCCCAUUGCCAAUGUGAUCGAUACAGCCGUAGAUAUAUUUUUGUGCAGCUAUAUAACAGAUUCUUUGAAUGCCUUCUGGUUUGGUUUAGGGGGCUGUUCACUAUUUCUAAUCCCUGCCAUCAUUUGUGCUGUAAAACUAGCCAAAUUCUAUCGUAGGAUGGAUACAGAAGAUGUAUAUGAUGAUGUUGAAUCUAUGCCCAUGAAAAAUUUGGAAAAUGGUAAUAAUGGUUAUCAUAAAGAGCAUUUAUAUGGUAUACACAAUCCAAUUAUGACAAGCUCUGUGGAACAGUGGUAGCACAUACUGGAAAUGUCAAGGCUCGUGGAAAGAGUAAUUCAGAUUCUCCUCUGGGAAAACACCAUCUUUCCAAUCAAUGUUGAACUCUGAAUAUUCAUUCUUCUUGUGUAGGGCCUGCACAGUGAAUUAUUCUUGAUUAUUUGCUAUUUUGUACCACUGAAAUCUGAAAUUAGUGGUUUCUAUUCUUGCUUUACCAUACCAUUUUUCAGUUGAGAUUUCUGUCUCAUAUGUUCAUAAUAAUUUGAGUAAACAGGGCUGUCUGGGUUUUCUGUUAACUAUUUUGUGUGUUUUGUUUCAGAUUAAUUGCCCAUAUAUAAUUACUGAGUUUUUCUUAUAAUGCCCAGAUUUGUUAAUACAAUACGUAAAAUGUGUUUACAUGAAGAAUACAUUCUCUUUGCAGACACUUUUGUAUCUGUGUUUUUUACAGCUGUCUUACAGCAGAUUUUUAAUACUAUUUGUUAUAUACUUCACAAACAACCUACUCAGCAUGAUCAAUGUUCCUUUGGUGCUGUUGGAUGCCCACCACUGGCUGGUUUGUUCUUUAAAAAAGGAAACCAGUCUUUCUUAUUUUCAGAAAAUUUAAUGUCAUUGAAUGGUUGUUAAUUUUUUCUGAGUGAUUAUUUAAUAUGCCAUGUCACUAAGACCAAAAGUGUAUUUUUCUUCUAUCAGUUAGCAUUAAACAUUCCGACCUAAUGUGAAAAUGAAAGAUAAUUUUUAAAAUGUCUUCCUUAGAAUCUGAAUAAAUAUAGCAUGUCAGGUCAAAAGGACCUAUUCAGGAUAUCAGCAAAUAGUAUACUAUGUGUAAUGAAUGAAAGACAACACAUUAAUUGCUAUCUCUUGAUCAUACAUGCCUAGUUAUGUACAUAUUCCUAUGUACAUCAUUUGCAUGUGUACGAGAAGCAUUGGCUUGGGGUGCAUGUAGUGAGAUGCAGGUAUAUCAGUUUACCUCAUCUUGGAUAUCAGGUGGAAAAGAAACAUUAUUCCAUGCCCACUUAGUUUAUUAAGUUUGGCAAAGAUGUGAGACUAGGCGAGAUUAACUAACACCGUUCAUCUGUCAUAGCCUCUUUAUAUAUUACUUGUAAUCCAAAUUUUGGAAAAAGAACUGCCUAUAUUUUGUGAAAUGUUAAAGAAGACUAUAGAACUAUUUAGAGAACUGUUGCAUUCCAUUUUCCUUGAAAUUGGGUGUAAGAGUUGUGAACAGAAUUAAUUUAUUUGACUAAUUUGGAAAGGAUGCUCAAUGCGUUUUUUAAAAAUAAAAUGCAAUGUCUUCUCAAUGCUUUGACAUUGUAUUUCUUGAAAUUGCGAAUCAAGACUAUUAAGACUACUGUUUUUUGGCUCCUUGACUGUAAGGAAGCUCCUUUAAUAGAAUUUUGUUCAAUAAUCUUUCCUGAUUUUAAUUACAUAAUGUUUACACAUCAGUUGUCCAUUCCAAACAUUUGCAGCAACAUUAAUUUGUACCAUUCUUCAUUCAGUGGAAGUACUUUUUUCUCAUUGUGGGGAAAAUGCCACCUAUGCAGCAGCUCUCAAAUUCAACAGAAGCUGGCGUUACAUGAGAUAGAAUAAGGAUUUAUCACUAAUAGGGAAAAGUGAUUAUUCCUACUAUCCAAUGUGCAGAAUACUUGUGUGUGUGUGUGUGUGCGUGCGUGUGCGCGUGAGAAAGAAAAAGAGAGAGAGAUUCAAAAUUGUAGAUUUUAAUAACUUCCUAUUUCAAACUUGGCAAUGUCCUGAAAUCAUUCAAAUAAAGUGAAAUAUUGAUAAA
Messenger RNA from Anolis carolinensis (green anole), 4720 nucleotides. RefSeq names its product prominin 1 (gene prom1). Gene Ontology annotation, molecular function: cholesterol binding. Gene Ontology annotation, cellular component: prominosome; microvillus; plasma membrane. NCBI's taxonomy places the organism in Eukaryota, Metazoa, Chordata, Lepidosauria, Squamata, Anolidae. The coding region runs from base 352 to 2961 and encodes 869 amino acids. The record is from RefSeq and is a predicted model, not a curated record. Gene Ontology annotation, biological process: camera-type eye photoreceptor cell differentiation; photoreceptor cell maintenance. The transcript is spliced from 28 exons.